CAUACGUAUAAAUGAACUUGGUCCUCGACUCCCACUGCAACCCGUAGCAUUUCGUUUCUUUCACAAGACCGAUUCGUUCCGCCGCCGUGUUUUACUUCUACGAGGUGGUGUUAGCAACAAAGCAAGCAAGCAAGCAACUCGAUCGCGCUAGCAAGGCAGGUGAAGAAGACAUGGCAGACUACCACCGGGUCCAUCCGGUGAUCGCCGGCUCGCCGCCGGAGCAAACCAAGGACAAGAUACCACCCAGCGCUACCCAUGGCGAGCAAGUGCUUCCAAUCACGGCCCCGCCUCCCUACGCGCCGGCGCCCAUGCGCGCGCCGCGGCGGAAGAGGCACAGCCGGUGCUGCCGGUGCGUGUGUUGGACCCUGGUGGUGGCCAUCGUCCUCGUCGUCGCGCUCGGCGCCACCGCGGGGAUCCUCUACGCCGUGUUCAGGCCCAAGAUCCCCACCUUCAACGUGGACCGCCUGACCGUGACCCGGUUCGACGUGAACACCACCACCGCGGUCGUCACCGACGCCUUCGAGGUGCAGGUCACGGCCAACAACCCCAACCGCCGCAUUGGGGUGUACUACGACGGCGGCGAGGUCACGGCCUCCUUCAACGGCACCGAGCUCUGCAGCGGCGCCUUCCCCGCGCUGUACCAGGGCCACCGCACCACCGUGCGCCCCCUCAUCACGCUGCAGGGGCAGACGAGGCUCGACAGCGCCGUGGCCGCGCAGCUCGCGCAGCAGCAACAGGCUGGCUUCAUCCCGCUCACCGUGAACGCUCGCGUGCCCAUCAGGAUCAAGUUUGGUGUGAUCAAGCUGUGGAAGAUGACGGGGAAGGCGCGUUGCAACCUCGUUGUGGAUAGACUCCAGUCGGAGACGCGGCUCCGCAUCCGCUCCAACAACUGCAGCUUCAAGCUCAAGAUCUAGACAAUUUUUGAGUCGUUCGUAUAUGGAUAUCUGUCUAGGAUUACCGAGGUCACGUCCCCAUCUUUGUCGAUCUAUAUUCCUUGAGAUCGAUCGCCAGGUGUGGUAUAGAUGUGUAGAGCUGUGCAUUUAUUAUUUGUUUUGCCCGUACAUUCGUUAUUUUUGUAUUGCAAUAAGAUCCGAUAUUCCGAUA
Molecule: messenger RNA, 1104 nt
Organism: Lolium rigidum
Lineage: Eukaryota; Viridiplantae; Streptophyta; Magnoliopsida; Poales; Poaceae
Product: NDR1/HIN1-like protein 6
Exons: 1
Coding region: 171-914 (247 amino acids)
Cellular component (GO): plasma membrane
Source: RefSeq, a predicted model, not a curated record